This is a messenger RNA of Helianthus annuus (common sunflower), 1745 nucleotides long. RefSeq names its product serine--tRNA ligase-like. Gene Ontology annotation, biological process: seryl-tRNA aminoacylation. Bases 222 to 1538 code for a protein of 438 amino acids. Gene Ontology annotation, molecular function: ATP binding; tRNA binding; serine-tRNA ligase activity. The transcript has 10 exons. Gene Ontology annotation, cellular component: cytosol. NCBI's taxonomy places the organism in Eukaryota, Viridiplantae, Streptophyta, Magnoliopsida, Asterales, Asteraceae. The record is from RefSeq and is a predicted model, not a curated record.
AUUUUUGUUCCCUUUUUUUUUUCAAUUUCUAUUUUUAUUUUCUAUUUUUAGGGUUACGGCCAUAACAAAAACAACAGCAGACUCCUCUACGAACCGGCGCCUCCAUCCUCACCUUGCCUCCUCCUUCCUCAGCGACCACCUCCGCUCCGGCCGUCCUCCUCCAGCCGACAACCGUCUUCCUCCGGCCGUUAUUCACAGAAAGCAAGAAAGAAAGAGGAAGCAUGUUGGACAUUAAUCUAUUUCGGGAGGAAAAGGGGGGAAAUCCGGAAAUUGUACGCGAAUCUCAGCGUCGUCGUGGUGCAAGUGUAGAAAUUGUCGAUGAAAUUAUUAAACUUGACAAAGAGUGGCGACAACGUCAAUUCGAGCUGGAGCAGUUGCGAAAAGACUUUAACAGGAUUAACAAAGAAGUGGCUAAACUUAGGAUUUCUGGCGGAGACGCGAGUUCGCUAAUAAAAAACACAGAGGAAAACAAGGAUUCAACCGCAAAGAAGCAAGCGGAGGUUCAGGAGGCCCGUACAGCAUUAUAUUCAAAACUAGAGACAGUUGGAAAUCUCGUGCAUGAUUCGGUUCCCGUUAGCAAUGAUGAGGCGGACAAUGCUGUUGUCCGGACCUGGGGAGAGAGAAGAGAAGAGACAAAUCUGAAAAAUCACGUUGAGCUUGUGGAACUUCUCGGUAUCGCGGAUCUGAAAAAAGGUGCUAAUGUUGCUGGUGGCAGAGGGUAUUAUUUGAAAGGAGACGGUGUGCGUUUAAAUCAAGCUCUUAUAAAUUUUGGUCUCGACUUUUUGGAGAAAAGGAAAUACACAGCACUGCAGACACCAUUCUUUAUGAGGAAAGAUAUAAUGGGAAAAUGUGCUCAGUUAGCACAAUUUGAUGAAGAACUUUACAAGGUAACAGGUGAGGGAGAUGACAAGUAUCUGAUUGCAACUGCUGAACAACCGCUAUGUGCUUACCAUAUAGAUGAUUGGAUUCAUCCAAAUGAGCUACCAUUAAGAUAUGCUGGAUAUUCGUCGUGCUUUCGUAAGGAAGCUGGCUCACACGGGAGAGACACUCUCGGCAUUUUCCGUGUUCAUCAGUUUGAGAAGGUUGAACAGUUUUGCUUGACCAAACCAAGUGGCAAUGAUUCUUGGGAAAUGCAUGAAGAGAUGAUUAAAAAUUCUGAGGAGUUUUAUCAGAUGUUGAAAUUGCCGUAUCAAGUAGUGUCUAUAGUUUCUGGUGCGCUAAACGAUGCUGCAGCAAAGAAGUAUGACUUGGAAGCAUGGUUUCCUGCAUCCAAAACUUACAGAGAACUUGUUUCAUGUUCUAAUUGCACAGAUUACCAGUCGAGAAAAUUGGAAAUCAGAUGUGGACAAAAGAAGGGAAAUGAACAGGCGAAGCAAUACUGCCAUCUGUUAAACUCUACGCUGACAGCAACAGAGAGGACUCUUUGCUGCAUUCUCGAAAACUACCAAACGGAAAAAGGUGUUGCGAUACCAGAAGUUUUGCAGCCAUUUAUGGGUGGCAAGACUUUCUUGGAUUUCCUAAAGAAAAUCAAGAAAUGAAAAUGAAAUGCCUAGUCUCUUUUCAUUAUAAAAAACGCCCGAUUCUAACGGGUUUCGUGAUGUUACAAGUCGGUUAUAGAUAUUUCUGUUGGUUAUUUUGUUGAAACUGUUUGUUUAAAAUUAUUAUUGUUACUUGCUUUGAACAUAUUCUGAUGACCCAGAAUGAUACGUUAUUCUCUGAAAGUUUUUUGAUCAUUUUUCGUUUUU